CCUGUGGGGGGAACACCUUAGAUCCGAGGGCCCGAACUCAGUGAGGCGGGAGGAACUGCACGGAGCGGUUGGGGAUCGCAGCUCCGUGAAGAGCGGGCUUUGGAUUUCAGUUAAGUUCCUUAUGUCUUCCCCUGAAAUUGCUUCCCUUUCAUGGGGGCAAAUGAAAGUACAAGGCUCUACUAAAAUCUAUAAGGACUGCAAAGUGUGGCCAGGGGGAAGUCGGGAUUGGGAUUGGAGAGAAACAGGAACUGAGCAUUCUCCUGGUGUGCAGCCUGCAGAUGUGGAGGAAGUUGUCAAGAAGGGUGUGCAGACCCUUGUGAUUGGCCGAGGGAUGAGUGAGGCCUUAAAGGUCCCCCCAUCAACCCUGGAGUACCUUGAGAAACAAGGCAUUGAUGUACGAGUACUCCAGACAGAGAAGGCCGUAAAGGAGUACAAUGCCUUGGCUGCCCAAGGUGUCAGGGUCGGAGGGGUCUUCCAUUCCACCUGCUGAUGAAGCCUUAAAACAAAUCACU
This is a messenger RNA of Myotis brandtii (Brandt's bat), 512 nucleotides long. RefSeq names its product adipogenesis associated, Mth938 domain containing (gene AAMDC). The transcript is spliced from 4 exons. Lineage: Eukaryota; Metazoa; Chordata; Mammalia; Chiroptera; Vespertilionidae. Gene Ontology annotation, cellular component: cytoplasm. Gene Ontology annotation, biological process: positive regulation of fat cell differentiation. Bases 122 to 490 code for a protein of 122 amino acids. The record is from RefSeq and is a predicted model, not a curated record.